ACCCUGUUGAGGACUAAAACUGUCCGUCUGUGUCCUCCAUACAGAAAGGUGUCUGGAGGACCACGAGCUGGUGGUUCAGGUUCAAGUCUCCAUGAGCAGCGACAGUAAAUUCCUCUUCAGAAAGAACUAUGCCAAAUAUGAAUUCUUCAGGAGCCCCCUGAACUUUUUUCCGGAGCAGAUGGUGGCUUGGUGUCAGGAGUCUGAUGGCUCAAUCUCUCAGUCACAGCUCUUACAGAAUUUUCUGAACUCCAGCAGUUGUCCAGAGAUCCAGGGCUAUCUGUACGUGAAGGAGCCUGGGCGCAGGUCCUGGAAGAAACUCUACAUGUUCCUGCGGCGCUCCGGCCUCUACUACUCCACUAAAGGAACAUCCAAGGAGCCCCGACACCUGCAGCUGCUGUCAGAUCUGGAGGACAGUAACAUCUUCACCAUCAUCACGGGACGAAAGCUCCACAACGCUCCCACAGAAUACCAGUUCUGCAUCAAGCCCAGCAAAGUGAGGAGCGACUGUAAGGAGCUUACUAAGAUGCUGUGUGCUGAGGACGAACAGAGCAGGACCGCUGGAUGA
This is a messenger RNA of Etheostoma spectabile (orangethroat darter), 565 nucleotides long. Its product is annotated as growth factor receptor-bound protein 10-like. The transcript has 5 exons. Gene Ontology annotation, biological process: negative regulation of Wnt signaling pathway; insulin receptor signaling pathway; negative regulation of insulin receptor signaling pathway. The record is from RefSeq and is a predicted model, not a curated record. Bases 92 to 565 code for a protein of 157 amino acids. Gene Ontology annotation, molecular function: insulin receptor binding. NCBI's taxonomy places the organism in Eukaryota, Metazoa, Chordata, Actinopteri, Perciformes, Percidae.